AUGAACAACCACAUACCCCUAGUCCGUCAAGUACUGGAAAAACUUCUGGCAGCCAACCUGUACGUCGUAUCAAAAUGCAAAUUCCACCGUGCACGGUUAGACUACCUGGAUUACCGAAUGUCAAAUGUGGGAAUAGAGAUGGACCCAGCCGAAGUACAAGCCAUCUUAGGCUGGAAACCCCCAUGCCCCCUGAGACAGCUACAAAGUUUCGUAGAGUUUACAAACUUCUACAGGCAAUUCAUCCCCUCCUUUAUGAAAAUUGCCAAACCUCUAACAGACCUCUUGAAGACAGAGAGCCCAGGAAUGAAACCUCAUCUGGGACAACCCCUACAGUGGGAGCUAACCUGCCAAGGGGCAUUUGAAACACUAAAAGAAAUGUUUGCAAAGGAGCCGGUGCUGACCCCGAGCAACCCUUCAUGA
Molecule: messenger RNA, 420 nt
Organism: Thamnophis elegans (Western terrestrial garter snake)
Lineage: Eukaryota; Metazoa; Chordata; Lepidosauria; Squamata; Natricidae
Exons: 1
Coding region: 1-420 (139 amino acids)
Source: RefSeq, a predicted model, not a curated record